AUGGAAGUUAGGAGAGCAGAUCCGGAGCCGAAGACUACCUCCGAUCCGCUUCUUCGGUCCACCACCGUGGGAUCCUCCUGGUGGCAGCGAAUUCACAGCAACCACUGUGACCAGCCAUGGUGGUGGUUCCGGGCGAUACUGAAGAUACGAGAGUGGUCGGCGACCGUAGCUGGUCCAAGGUGGAAGACUUUUAUCCGUCGAUUCAACCGCGAUGGACGCCUCGGCCGCGAUUGGGACAAUAGCCACAAAUACAAAUACAAAUACGAUACCUCGACUUAUAAGUUGAGUUUCGAGGAUGAAAACGAAGACAACAACAACGAUGCAAGAUUUGGUGGAUUCCGGAGCUUCUCGAUGCGCUACGCUUACGUCCCCGUCGUUUCCGGUAAAGCUCCCGCCGUUAUCAGCGUUGACACCGAGAAAUAA
Molecule: messenger RNA, 423 nt
Organism: Arabis nemorensis
Lineage: Eukaryota; Viridiplantae; Streptophyta; Magnoliopsida; Brassicales; Brassicaceae
Source: the annotation of a GenBank genome assembly